AUGUCAGCGUCUACAGUACGUAUCGCAACAAGGACUCUCGUCCUCCCCGCAGGUCUUCGGGGCCGGCCGCUCCAGCGCGCAGCCUUCUCCACAUCGCCGUCCUGGACUGCCGGCGGUACUGCGCAGGGCAAGAACAACAGCAGCAGCAACAACGUCAACGGUAACAGCAACAAAAUAGGAGGAGAAGAUCCAAUUGAGAUCCCGGCAUUCAAUCUUCGACACAUUUCUUCUAGUCCUCGGGCGCGGUUUUGGUUGAUCACGGGGUUUUGUGUGAUUGCGGGUGUGGAGAUGUAUGGAUGGUAUAAUUUUGGGCCAAAGAUUUUGGGGUGGGAGGGGAAGGGGGAGGAUGAGUGA
Colletotrichum lupini is the source of this 354-nucleotide messenger RNA. RefSeq lists its product as uncharacterized. The coding region runs from base 1 to 354 and encodes 117 amino acids. NCBI's taxonomy places the organism in Eukaryota, Fungi, Ascomycota, Sordariomycetes, Glomerellales, Glomerellaceae. The transcript has a single exon. The record is from RefSeq and is a predicted model, not a curated record.